UGACUAUUAAAACAGCGCCGUUUCGACUUACAAACUGGAGGUGCAAAUAUGAUGCUUUCACGGUCUAAACCUUCAGUACCAAAACAACGGGCUGUACCACCCCAAACAAAGAAAAUCCCCACUUUACAGGAAUUUAUCGAAAGAAGAGAUUAUACUGGAGCGCUAACACUUUUGGAAUUUGAACGUUGUUGCGGUAAAUCCACUACGGAAACAGACCUGUGGAUCGCAUAUUCUGCCUUUCAUCUCGGAGACUACAAAAAAGCAUCUGAGGAGUACAAAAAGCUGAUAGGAAAACCCAACACACCACCAGAAGUCCAUACAUAUCUGGCAUGUUGCUAUUUCUUUCUUGGCAUGUAUCAGGAAGCUCUGAAAGCUGCUAAAGAUGGUCCGGUAUGCAGACUGCAAAUCAGACUGUUGUUCCAUAUAGCACAUAAGUUUAACGAUGAACGUGCUCUCCUUAGUCAUCACAAUUCUCUAGACAACUCCAUUGAGGACCAGCUGUCACUGGCUUCAGUUCAUAGCUUAAAGAACCACCAUCAGGAAGCAAUCGACAUAUACAAACGUAUUCUACUAGACAACAGAGAAUAUAUAGCACUUAAUGUCUUCAUUGCCUUGUGCUAUUAUAAAAUCGAUUACUAUGAUGUAUCUCAGGAGGUGCUGGGGAUAUACUUGCAGCGGUACGCCGAUAGUGCAACUGCCAUUAAUCUAAAGGCAUGCAUUAAUUUCAAGUCAUACAAUGGCAAGGCAGCUGAAGCGGAACUAAAAGCCCUUCAAGAAUUAUCUACCUCAUCAUUUACUUAUGCACAAGACCUUAUAAAACACAAUUUAGUUGUGUUUCGAAAUGGAGAAGGCGCUCUACAGGUAUUACCCCCACUAAUAGACGUUUUGCCGGAAGCAAGACUAAAUCUCAUAAUCUUCCACUUGAAAAAUGAUGAACUACAGGAAGCCUAUGAAUUAACUAAAGAAAUUGACCCGAGCACACCACAAGAAUACAUAUUAAAAGGAGUUGUGAAUGCUAUCCUGGGUCAAGAACAUGGAUCUCGCGAACACUUAAAAAUGGCUCAACAAUACUUCCAGUUGGUAGGAGGAUCAGCUAGCGAAUGCGAUACAAUAUCUGGAAGACAAUGCAUGUCUUCUUGUUUUUUCCUUCUUCGUCAGUUCGAUGAUGUUCUUAUUUACUUAAACUCAAUAAAAAGCUACUUCUACAAUGAUGACAUAUUUAACUUUAAUUAUGCUCAAGCCAAAGCAGCUGUAGGAGCAUAUAAGGAAGCACAGGAAGUAUUCUUACUUAUCCAAUCAGAACGUCUGCGAUCAGAAUACGCUUACUUAAGUUGGCUAGCAAGGUGUUACAUCAUGACUAAACAAGCACGUUCAGCCUGGGAACUUUACUUGAAAAUGGAGACUUCUGCAGAAUCUUUCAGUUUGCUACAAUUAAUUGCUAAUGAUUGUUACAAAAUGGCACAGUUUUAUUAUGCUGCUAAAGCAUUUGAUGUAUUAGAGAGGUUAGAUCAAAAUCCAGAGUACUGGGAGGGCAAACGUGGAGCAUGCGUCGGUGUUUUUCAGCUUAUUAUAGACGGUCAGGAACCUAAAGAAAGGCUUCGAGAAGUGAUCCAAAUUUUACGGAAUACGAAUAACCCGCAAACGGAAUAUUUCAUACGCAUAAUGAAGAAAUGGGCAAAAGAAAACAAGGUUGCUGUGUAAUGACAAUGACUGACUGUUAAAUCGUUGUAUUUAAUUUAUGAAUGCCAAAAGACGAAAAUAUCACACAAAUGGUAAAUAGCAAGUGUUUUUCUGUAUGACCAAAAACAAAAAAUCCCCUAAAAUUAACACGUUUCCUACAAUAUACUGUUCUUAGUUGCACAUUACUUUACCCGAAGAUCGUUACCUUUCAUUUAAUGACUAAAGUUAAAUACAG
Heterobilharzia americana is the source of this 1915-nucleotide messenger RNA. Lineage: Eukaryota; Metazoa; Platyhelminthes; Trematoda; Strigeidida; Schistosomatidae. The record is from the annotation of a GenBank genome assembly.